Molecule: messenger RNA, 678 nt
Organism: Dictyostelium discoideum AX4
Lineage: Eukaryota; Evosea; Eumycetozoa; Dictyosteliales; Dictyosteliaceae
Exons: 3
Coding region: 1-678 (225 amino acids)
Source: RefSeq, a predicted model, not a curated record
AUGAUGACAACACCAACCAACUCUAAACCACAAUUAACAAGUUUAAGAUAUAGAGGAUAUGUUCAAUUUGCACAAGUUUUAAUGGCAUUCCAUGGAGUUGACUAUGACAUGUGCUAUGUUGACAAAAUAGAUGACCAAUUAAGAAAGGAACUCAAAUUUGACCAAUUACCAUUAUUCCGUGAAACCGAUGGUUUCAAAUUAAAUCAAUCAUUAGCCAUUACCAAAUGGGUUGGUGAUAAAUAUGACUUUAUUGGUAAAUCAUCCAAAGAAAGAGCUCUCGUUGUUGAAACGGUUGCAUGUGUUCAUACUGAUAUUGUCAUGCCAGCAAUCAGAUCUGUUUUAACUGGUCAAGGUAGAGAUAGAAUUAUUAAUGUUGUAAUUCCAAGAUAUUUCGGAGCAUUUGAAAAAGUAUUAACAGAGAAUAAAUAUCUUGCAUGUGGUGAUUCACUUACCAUUGCAGAUCUUUAUUGUUAUGUUGCCUAUGAUUAUCUUGGCCAUCUUGGAUUUGCACCAGAUCAUUUACAAGGUAAAUUCCCAAAGAUUGACUGCUUAAAGAAUCACUUUGAAUCAAAUAAAAAUGUUCAAGAAUAUCUCAAAAAGAGACCAGACGAUAAUGAAUUCUUUAAAAAUCUUCCAGAUUGGUUAAAGAAAGAUUCAUGUCCAACAAUGAGCUGUUAA